Messenger RNA from Rubroshorea leprosula, 879 nucleotides. NCBI's taxonomy places the organism in Eukaryota, Viridiplantae, Streptophyta, Magnoliopsida, Malvales, Dipterocarpaceae. The record is from the annotation of a GenBank genome assembly.
CAGGGUGCAUUGGGUAAGUGGGAGUACGUCAGCAAACGCGGUAGUAUUAUUCAUUGGGGACACAUGUUUCCUUUGCUUGUUGACCGAGAAUUAGAUUGUUGGCCAGAGAAGAAUAUCCGGAAACGAAGAUGGGUAACUGUGGAUGAAGCGACACAAGGAUUUAAGAAUGGGUGGAUGAGGGAAGCUUUAGAUGAAUUUGUUCGUCGGAAACAACAGAAAGAGAACAAUACAUCUAAUGAGUAGAACAGUAGCGAAAAAUGGUUGCCUUGUUCCUUGAAAUCUUGUGAGAUUUGAAGGAUAGAUGAAGGAAAGAGCAAGAGGCAUCAGAAUCCCAACAGAGAUCAGGUUGUAGAAGUUGGGAUUUUUGAACUCGGGUUUGAUGGAAAGAAAAUCCACAAAAAACCGGUGAAUUUGCGGAAAGCAUAGAAGCAGAAGUCUCUGUGGAUGUACAAAAUGUUGAAAUACUUCGGUUCUUCUGAUUCUUCUUUGUGGGUAGAAAUUUUGAUUCUUUUUUUAAACUGAAAUAUAAUUUUUUUUAGGUUAGUUUUUCCUUUUCUCCUUGGACCGAUGUACAUGUAUAUCACAGCUUCUGUCUAUCCCUAACAAAUAUCUAUAUCGUACUAAUGCUAAGAGCUAAAUUGCUAAUUUGCUAUUGUAGUGAGGCUUUUGUCAAUCUGCCGGAUUAUGCUAUGGAUUGCAAACAAUACAAAAGAUUACAGGAAGGUCUUUUGCUUAUUUGCUGCACGGACUGCAGAAGUCAGAUUGUGGGGCUGUUGUAUUUGCAGUUUGUCCUGGAUUGACUUCAGUCUUCAGAACAUCAGUUUGAAAAGUAACGUAUUUAUACGUUUGAAUGAUGAUAUAUAAAAUAUGUAUUUAUAC